Molecule: messenger RNA, 438 nt
Organism: Trichomonas vaginalis G3
Lineage: Eukaryota; Parabasalia; Trichomonadida; Trichomonadidae
Exons: 1
Coding region: 1-438 (145 amino acids)
Source: RefSeq, a predicted model, not a curated record
AUGGGGUCAGGUAAGACAUUUAACCUCAUUCGUCAUAUACUCAUAACAGAACGUUUAGGAAAUGACUCAUAUUAUGACCAAAUCAUUAUAUCAGCAACUUCAGACUCUAUGGACUCAACAGCGAAAACAUUUAUGUCAAAAGUUCAAGCCUCUGUCGUUAAAGUUCCAGAUAGCGAACUCAUUGAAUUUCUUCAACGUUACAUUCGACGUAAGAGGAAAUAUUAUGCCAUCGUUGAAUUUAUACAGUCAGGAAUGCAAAAGACUUCAGAAGAGAUGGAAAGAAUUAUUGACAAACACCACUUACGUCAAUACUCAGGAGUUUACGAUAUGAAACGACUUACAAACUACAUUCUAUCAAAACUUUCAAAAAUACCCCUUCAAAAAGUAUCCUUCAAACACUCUGCUCGUUUUGCGACGACUUCGCCGGAAAAGGUUUAG